This is a messenger RNA of Pterocles gutturalis (yellow-throated sandgrouse), 1161 nucleotides long. RefSeq names its product exosome component 9 (gene EXOSC9). Gene Ontology annotation, cellular component: cytoplasmic exosome (RNase complex); nuclear exosome (RNase complex). The record is from RefSeq and is a predicted model, not a curated record. Gene Ontology annotation, biological process: U4 snRNA 3'-end processing; nuclear polyadenylation-dependent rRNA catabolic process; U5 snRNA 3'-end processing. The transcript is spliced from 10 exons. Lineage: Eukaryota; Metazoa; Chordata; Aves; Pterocliformes; Pteroclidae. The coding region runs from base 88 to 1161 and encodes 357 amino acids.
CUUGGGCAAGUCUCGUGUGAACUUGUUCCCCCCAGGCCAAACCGGCCUACAGAAGGUAUACUCUUCUUUAAUGUUGAGCUCUCACCAAUGGCUGCACCUGGUUUUGAGCCUGGCAGGCAAUCCGAGUUACUGGUGGAACUGAACAGCCUCAUAGAACGAUGCCUGAGAAAUUCGGAAUGUAUAGAUACUGAAUCUCUCUGUGUUGUUGCUGGUGAAAAGGUUUGGCAAAUUCGUCUGGACCUGCACGUGUUAAAUCAUGAUGGUAACAUGAUUGAUGCUGCUAGCAUCGCAGGAAUUGUAGCUCUGUGUCAUUUUCGCAGACCAGAUGUAUCUGUGCAAGGAGAGGAAGUAACUGUGUAUGCUCCUGAGGAACGUGAUCCUGUCCCCUUGAGUAUCCACCACAUGCCUAUUUGUGUCAGUUUUGCCUUCUUCCAGCAAGGGACCUACUUAUUGGUGGAUCCAAGUGAACGAGAGGAACGUGUAAUGGAUGGCUUCCUUGUAAUUGCCAUGAACAAACAUCGUGAAAUUUGUACCAUCCAGUCCAGUGGAGGGAUUAUGCUAGUAAAGGAGCAGGUUCUGAGAUGCAGUAAAAUAACAGCUGUUAAGGUUACCGAAAUAACAGAAGUAAUUCAGAAAGCCUUGGAGAAUGACCAGAAAGUCAGGAAAGAAGGUGGGAAGUUCGGCUUUGCAGAAUCUAUACCGAAUCAAAAGAUCACUUCCUUCAAAAUGGAAAGCGCUGCUGUUGAUACUAACAAUGUGGAAGAACAAGCAGAAGAAAUCAUCACUAAAGCUGACCCUCCUUCAGAAGUUUUUGCAAAACCAAUAUUGCACACUCCUGGGACAGCCCAAAUUGGGGAAGGAAUAGAGGACUCCUGGGGAGACCUUGAAGAAUCUGAGAGGGAGGAAGCAGUGGAAGAGGAGGGUGAAAGUGAGGUUACUGCUUUUGAAUGUCAGAAAAUGGAAACUGAGGAUACAAGUACAAUGAAGGAAACUAAGGAGGAUGAACCUAUUGUACUGUCUGACAGUGAAGAGGAAGAAGUUAUCAUUCUGGAACCCCAAGAACUACCAAAGAAAACAAGAACACAGGCCAACUCGAAGCAAGAAAAUACAAGUAAGAAAGCAUGUAACAAAAAGAGGAGAAAAAAGAGAGCUGCUCAUUAA